CUUUUUAAGUCAAUAACAAGCAUUAUCACUUUGCUUUUUUUGGAAUGGCUCACUUUAGUCAGCGUAAGUUCAUAAUAUCUUCGCUUUUAUUCUCCCUAACUCUAAUUCUCUUCUCUUAUACAAACACAGAACAUUCCAAUCCCUCAUUACAAAUUUACCUUUAUCUAUUCAAAAUCCUCCAGAUAUAUCUCCCCUACCCUCCCUUACCUCCAACCAACCCAUCCCUCAACCCUCCUCCCACUCCUAAACCCCUUCCUCCUCCCUGUUCCACCUACCUCUGUUCACAGCUAUCUCCCAACCUAUCCUUCCUUCUUGAGUCACUUCCAACAAUUUUCAACGGCUAGAUGACUAUCUCGUAUUAAUGAAGCAAAGUUCUUGGCAGAGACUAGGAGUGGGUGUAGAAGUGGAGGUGAAAGGUUGGAGAAGAGGAGGAAAAAGAGGAAAGGAUUGGUCCAUUCGGGAGAAGUUAGGAAGAAGGUUUGGGGAAGUUGGAUUGGAGGGUUAGAUG
Messenger RNA from Moneuplotes crassus, 508 nucleotides. Lineage: Eukaryota; Ciliophora; Spirotrichea; Euplotida; Euplotidae. The record is from the annotation of a GenBank genome assembly.